UUCACGUAGCGGAAAUGGAAACGAGCUAGAAUAAAAUUGGUUUGGGCACAAUUUUGAUAAAGUGAAAGCGGUUAGAAAAUUAUUUAGUCGUGGUUCCACGGCAAGUUCUACUAGUAAAAGUCAGACUAAUAUGAAUUCAGAGAACGAAUCCAGUCCAGGCGGAGACGAACCGGAAGUUGGAGGUGACGCUGAUCAACACCUCCGCUUCUUGGAAUCAGUCGUAUCUCAAUAUGAAUCCCUCGUAGAAGACAUUCAUGCCAAACUAGUUCAAAGUUGCCAAACUGUACAAUCCUACGUCCGGGCCGAGGACGAAAUCCUUCCUCAGUUCCAUAACGAAUAUGGUGAAAGCUCUGUCGUGCAAAAACUACAGUUACAGCUUUCUCGGAAGGAUUCCAUUAUAAACAACUUGCGAAUGCAGCUCGAUGUGGUUCACAGAUCAAAGAAUGUGUGCAAACACCUCUGGCAAAUCUCUCUAGGUCACGUGGAGGAUCUGGAGAUGUCGAAAAUUAUACAACCACCGCCACCUGAAAGAAUAAACACGUCGAAUGAUAACAAUAAUGACUGGCCUUCCUCAGAAUUUUUAAUCAAGUGGAAAACUUUGUCUUCGUACGCAACCAGUUUAGAAGAACAAGUGGAACAUUUAUCAAGAAAUCUGCACUUUUAUCAGAGAAAGCUACUCCAAAUAUGUGCUCGGUAUGAGCACUUGGAAAGAGACCAGCCCACGGAAGAUGAUGGCACGACGAUGACGACUAAAGAGCUGAAGAGAAAGUUUGAGCAGUCCGAGGCAGAGGUUGAAAAUUUGCGAAAUAACUUUGGGCCUAGGAUGGAAAAGCGUUUAGCGAAGGAGCGGGCGUCCUGGGAGAUGGAGGAGGCUCAGGCGCUACGCUUGGUCCGCGUCCAAGUUGAGGAACUACUCCUCGAAAACCAAGCUUAUCAAGAACGAGAGUCUCAACUGGUCGUUCUUAUCCAACGUUUGGACCAGGAGUUUCUACGGCAGAGGUCUCAAAUCGAAAUGUUGACCAAGACUUCGACUCAAUUACAGCAAUCAUUACAGAUAUCGAAAUCACCUCGGUCAAUAAGUGGACCCCCAGAAUCAACAAAUAUAAAGAAAGUUGCAGUCGCUGCGACACAAACGUCACUUUCUUCGCCAAUUCUUCACCAUCAUGACGAACAGGGGUCGGUUAUCGAAUCCACUCGUGCACAAGUGAUGCAACUGCAACGUCAGAAUUUAGAAAUGCAAAAGACUGAGAGGGAAUCGUUGGAGAGAGUGGACAUGCUUCAAAAGAGGAUAAGACAACUCGAGUCUUUGAACUUUGCGUUACAAAAGCAGCAUCAAGAACUUUACACAAAAUAUGAUAAAGAAACCAAAGAAAAGAGUGGACGUGGUGACAAUAAGGCAACACUACUCAAAUCUUUCCAUAGUCCAGGAAGAAUGGUUGACCGGAACCCAGAAGAAGUGAAAGUGAAAGCCUUCUCUGAAGUGAAAGCUGUCUCUCCUCCUCCAACAAUGACGACGACAACAAAUUGGGACAUUGGAAAAGUUCAAGAUUUUAGCGAGGAAGGCAGAAUAGUGAAUGACAAGAGGAAGGAUUUGCAGAUCUUGAGGCUGACCCAGGACGUAGAACGCUUACGUGACAUACAGCACAAAUUGUUGGAGGUUAUUCAAGAACAAUCUGUCAUCAGUUCAAAGUGGAAACUAGAGUUUAAGCAAUUGGCCAAAGCAACCUUGUCGUCAACAUCGUAA
Molecule: messenger RNA, 1744 nt
Organism: Folsomia candida
Lineage: Eukaryota; Metazoa; Arthropoda; Collembola; Entomobryomorpha; Isotomidae
Product: intracellular protein transport protein USO1
Exons: 2
Coding region: 131-1744 (537 amino acids)
Source: RefSeq, a predicted model, not a curated record